AUGGAGUUUAUGGUUCUACUAGUCAGUUUCAUGGUCACUGCUUUAGCUGCAACCAACCUAGGAUCAUCACACCGAUAUGACUGUAAUUCGAUUAAAUGCACUUACAAGCUUUGCACAAAUACUUUAGAUGGUACACAAAAUUGCACUACUAGCGAUUCCAUUCCUAAAAAUAUAUCACACAAGAGAAGAGCAUCUUCCUACAGGUAUUCAUGUGCUUGGAAUACUGGAGUAUAUAAAUGCACCCAUAUACGAUGCACCCAAGAUUUCGGCGGUCAUAAAAAUUGUACCACAAGCGUUACUACCCCAAAUUAAAGAUGGAAUUAAGUAAAUAAACAAAUUAAG
This is a messenger RNA of Drosophila mauritiana, 342 nucleotides long. RefSeq lists its product as uncharacterized. The transcript has 2 exons. NCBI's taxonomy places the organism in Eukaryota, Metazoa, Arthropoda, Insecta, Diptera, Drosophilidae. The coding region runs from base 1 to 312 and encodes 103 amino acids. The record is from RefSeq and is a predicted model, not a curated record.